Messenger RNA from Leptidea sinapis, 7442 nucleotides. It is a transcript of the gene Su(z)12, whose product is annotated as polycomb protein suz12-B. The coding region runs from base 124 to 2376 and encodes 750 amino acids. The record is from RefSeq and is a predicted model, not a curated record. Gene Ontology annotation, cellular component: ESC/E(Z) complex; nucleus. The transcript has 9 exons. NCBI's taxonomy places the organism in Eukaryota, Metazoa, Arthropoda, Insecta, Lepidoptera, Pieridae. Gene Ontology annotation, molecular function: chromatin DNA binding.
UGUCAAAAUGUCAACGAACUAUUGAACUUGGCGGUUCCGAACCGUUUCUGAAUAACUAAGAAUUUUAUUAGAAUACAUAAUAUAUAGGUAUAUUAUACAAUUAUAUGAAACAAUAAUAGAAAAAUGCCUCCUAAAAAGCGUGAUAAAGAAAGUGAAACAAACAGAAAUCCUAAAAUUGACCCAUUGCAGGCAGACCAUGAACUAUUUCUGCAAGCGUUCGAAAAACCUACACAGAUAUACAGAUUCCUAAGAACUCGAAAUAUGUUAUCUCCAAUAUUUCUCAAUAGAACACUUUCCUACAUGAAAAGAAGGAUGUCUCGAAGCAACAAGGGUCGUACAGGGUUCAAAGUUGAUUCAUUACUAGAGAAAAUAACACUAAAGAAAAGUACUGAAUUACAGCCAAAUAGCUUGGGUGGAUACAUGACUCUUACCUUCCUGGGUUUCUAUGACAAGAGCUUAGAUCAAUCUAUAGAUUAUCAAGUCAAAGUAGAGACUUUAUUAUUAAAGAUUUGCCACAAGAAAAGGAAAGAAAGUUCAUCAGCUAUUGUAGAAGUGUCUGUUGGUAGUUGCUCUGUUCCAUUAAAUCCAUCAUCAUCUGAGCCCCCAGCAAUGGCUUCGGCAGUGAGCAUUGCAAGUGAAACAUUUAGCCCAUCCCAUGGCCCAAAUGUUAAGUCCUAUAUGCUUAUGUUGAGAGUGACUGUUACAAAAUCACCGUGUGCUGGAAAUGCAACUUCAAGCACAGCAGAGAUUACAAAUAUUAAUAAUGAUGAACCUCUUAUUAAGCGAAUCAAGCCAUCAGAAACAAACUCAAGUUCUACAGAAAACAAAUGGACAAAGCUGUAUGGUAGUGAAUUAAUUGUGUAUGAUAAACACAAUCGGUGUCUCCUAACAAAUGGAGAGUAUGAUUUGGUUCUUCAUGAUGCAACACCUGGGGGAAGAAGUGCUACAAUUGCUAGGUCACCACAUAAAGCACUUAUGGCACAGUGGGAGACAAUACCUAGUGAAAAUGAUUUACAUGGAAACACAAACCCGUUUGACAUAUUCAAAGUUAGACCACUAUUGAAGCUGAAACUGAGUUGGAGUCAAGAACCUACGAAUGGUCUCGUGAAUAGACCGAAGUUAUAUCACGCCAAUGAUACUAAUGGAAUUAAGAAAGGCUUAAGUAUUACUAAGAAUAGAUUUUGUAUGCAGAAGGGAAAUGGCGAAAGUAAACACAAUAAAAAGUCUGAGAACGAAGGUGAAAUGAAACGACAACAAAUUAUAUAUCAGUUCUUGUACAACAACAACUCGCGGCAACAGACGGAGGGCUGCGACGAUCUCCACUGUCCCUGGUGCUCGCUGGACUGUGGCACACUGUACUCACUGCUCAAGCAUCUCAAGCUGUGUCAUUCCAGAUUCAACUUUACAUAUUUUCCCAUACCAGGUGGCGCGAGGAUCGACGUAUCUAUUAACGAGCUGUACGACGGGUCGUACACCGGAUCUCCUCAUGACCUCAUCGCAGCCCAGGGCAGGUCAUCAGCAAGCGGCCCCAGAGCCGGGCCCACCAGGCGGGCCUCACUGACUCAUUUACUGAUGUGGAGACCCCGAGCCAGGAGGCGGCAGCAGAAACAUAGCCUGGCAGAGUUCCUCGAGAUAGAGGAUAGUGAUGUAUUGGAGGCGCAGCGGCCUUAUAUCACAGGACACAAUAGACUUUAUCACCACACAAUUACAUGCCUACCAGUAUACCCGAAUGAGCUGGAUAUAGACUCUGAAAGUGAAACAGACCCUCUCUGGCUCCAACAGAAAACUAUGAUGAUGAUUGACGAGUUCACUGAUGUCAAUGAAGGUGAAAAAGAGCUGAUGAAAAUGUGGAACUUGCAUGUGAUGAAAUAUAACUAUGUAGGGGACUGUCAGAUACAACUCGCCUGUCAGAUGUUCCUACAAAUGAAAGGAAAGGAGUUGCUUGCAAAGAAUCUUUAUAGAAAUUUUAUCCUCCAUGUGAGUUCAUUGCAUGAUUUUGGACUGAUUAGUGCAGUGGAUUUAUACCAAACAAUGCAAAUGCUUAACCAAAUGCUAGCCGAUAGUACGGAAGCCAAAGAAAAGAUGAGAGAAUCAUUAAAAGCCCAAAGGGAGCAUUGGAAUGCGGUUGGGAAGUUUCAACAGCCGGUUAUUAUAGAAGCAAAACCGCAAGUUAAUAUCGCUAAGUUAAACGCUGAGGCGUCCCCUUCAGUACGAAGAAAGAUUUGCAGUUUACAAAAUGCAAAUCGUAUGGGGUCUAGCGGCUUUAACAAGUCAUCGAGCCCGGGCCCAAGCAAUGAGUCGAAACGGAAGAUGUCAUCUGGAAGCAUUCAGAGUAGGAAGCGCUCUUCUAUAUCAGAGAGGAAGAACUCUGUGUAGCGAAAACUAAGCCUAUAUCAAGGACUGGUCUCCCGAUGAGGCUUUUAGUGAAAAUGGUGUUCUAUUUCUGAACGAACCAAUGAGGCAGGUGAUCUAAAGAUUGUAAGUGUAAUUUAGUAAUGUAAAGUGGUUAGGCAUAUAAAGACCAAUUAGAUUCUGAUCCGUAUUUUGGCAAAUUGUAAGUGUCAGUAUUGUUGUGGGUUUCAUAUUUUGAUGCUAAGAUGUUACAAAAAUCCUCAGCAACCAUAAUAUGGCCUCAUAUUUAACGUUACAUGUUUUUUUAUAAGUAAAAAUUUGUAAAAUUUAUCACUGCCCAAAAUAUGCCUAUGUCAAUACUUUUGGGAUAACAUAAAAACUGCAAUUAUUUAUGGGUUACUUAAAUAUUAGAGAAGUGACGCCAUUGGUCAGAGCCAAUUUGGGGUAAGAGAAUGGCGACAAAUGCUAAUUUUCAACGAAUCCUCUCCACUUCUUUGUUUGUUGUCAUGAACUAUGACGUCAUCACAAAUGCUCCACAAGCGCGCUAAAAUGACAAACAUUUAAAGUGUCCGCAUCGAUUGGCUAUUUUUAACAAUGUUUUUUAAGUAAUUUGAGCUUCUAACUUCUAAAACUUUUUAUAAUUAUAUUGACUAUCAAAUAAAAAUAUAAAAUAAAAUUCCCUUAUCCCCAAUUCUCCACGUUCUAGGUGUUUCUUAAGUACCAAUAACGAGAGAGUUUCAGGGUUUUUAAGAAUAACUGUUCUAAAUAAGGUAAUGUGUUGAUGUCAAAUUAGGUUAUCGAAUUUACUCUGAUAAACACGGCUAUCAAAAAUUUAAAUAAUAUGCUUUCUAAAGUAUUAAAACGUGUGGAAUAUUCUAUUCUAUUCUUUCUAGUGGCUUCUGUGGAAGGGGCACCACAACUCGCCAAUGUCACGUUUCAGUAGACCAACAAGCUUAGAGUGUGCCACUUGAUCGGUGUAAAUGAAUUUAUAAGUGAUUAUAGUAAUGACCGGUGCUCAGAAUCAAAACAGAUUUAUUUUCUUAUUAUACCUGAAACAAAUAUACAUGCUGUUGAUUAACAGUGACAAUUACCAAUGACCCAUCUAACUAUGAGAGUUACCCACCAUUUUUAACCAGGCAUGGAAAUUAUUGUUUAAUUCAUUAUCACUUUAUGAAAUUGAAAUAAGUCUCAAUUAUUUCUCAUCUGAAAUUUCGUACUAAAACGUGGACUAUGUCGUGGUUUUUCAACGCAUCCAUUUCUAUCUGCAACUAAUGUAGGUUUUACAACGAAAGAAAAUUGAUUUAAAAGUACGAUUAUAUACCUAUUUAUAUUAUAGAAAAAAACUGAGCUAUUUUUAUAAGAUGAACUUAUACAAAGUAGGUAAGGUAGGUAGUUUAGGUAAAGAAGUCAACCCUAAUGUCGUUAGAAGAGGUAAGAGACACGCGAUAAAAAGAGGCAACUUCUAGGUGAAUAAAAAUGUAGGUUAGUCGCUACUAACCGUGCGAUCUGAAUUACACUUUAUUGUAUGACCGCAAGAGUCCCUAUUUCUUUAAUUGAUUUUGCGGAGUGAGACUUCUGUACUUACACUAUUAUAUAUUUUAUGGUAUUGCCUAGUCUAAUUGACCGCUACUAAGAUUUAUUUUAAAUCGAAUUCAUUUCAAAAGCGACACACGCCACACCAAGAUAUAUACGAAUAUGAACGUUUUCGUGAAUAUUCAAAGUAGAUUGAUAAAUAGUUAUUUGUGUAAAAGCUUUUCUUAAUGCUGAAACAAAAUUCUUUCGAAGAUAUACAUAGUCAACGUAAUCUAAAAUCUGUCGUCAUGACUAUUAUUAAGGAUGCAGAUGUCCAAAGCAAUUUGGAAACUCCCAAAUUGCAAAUGCCAAUGAGAAUAUUCGGAAACAUCCCUGGUAUCUUUAACGAAUAUAUUGAAUAGCCCGGUUGAAUGAAUUUUGCUAAUUUUCACUUAAUAACCAUUGAAUUGUGCACGCGUUUUAAUAUUUUAAAUAGCAUUUUGUUUAAAAAAACAGCGUAUUUCGUCCACACAUAACUUAUACAUUUGCACUGCCAACUUAUUAUAGAAUGUAUACAUUAUGUUAUAAAAAACCUGUACGAUAAUUACUUGUAAGUAAUAAUAUAAUUUGAAUGCAGUGACACCACUUAAACCAAAAUAAAAGAUCAAAACCUUUUAAUUAAUUAACAUUAAAUGCUAAAGUAAAAAGAACAUUUCAUAUUAAAUGGUUUCACAAAUCUUGAGAACCCCUGACUUGUUUAUUAUAGCUGUAAGCUAAGGCCAUCGCCCUGACCUUGGUGUAAUAGCGUAUAGCAAGUAUCAGGUGCGCGGUGCGGCGUGGGCGGCUCAAACGUAUAAGGCGGGUGAAGACUCGUCUGAAUACAAAACUUUUAAAUAUGCUGAUUGUUUGAAAAUCAAUAUUUAUUUGUUUUCACUACUUGAUACCAAGAUACGCCUCAAGAUAUAGUACAGCUUUUUUUAACAUCCUGUAUAUUUACAAUUAUAAUAAAAUAAUACUUAAAAUUGUUUAGUAUCGCCUGUACUCUAACUAUUAUCAGAAGUUUUUUUUUCGAAUACUGUUUUUUGUUUCAGUGUCCAUAUAAUGGAUGACAGUUAAGUUUUAAGUUAUGCAUAUUAUAAUAAUUAUUAAUGUCUAUCUUUUAUAAAGUAAUUCACUUAUUAAAAGACUCAAAACAAACAUUGAUUUGGUGCAGCCACACUGCUGUUUAAAAAUAUUUACAAACAUUUGAUCACAUUGUUAGUAAAUGUUUACAUGUUAGGUGCCUGAUGUUAAUAAACAUUUCUAUACAGAUCAAAUUUGUAACCAAAACUAAUGAAUGUUGCGAGACUCGAACCCGCGACUUUCGUUUACCAUCCGAGCGCUCUUACUAACUGAGCCAACCGUUCUUCGAGUGACGCAUGUUUCGUAAAUCUUGGUAUUUCGUGUUCAACUCUCAGGUUGUUAACCUUAAAAAUAACUAAUAAUUAAUAAUAAUAAAAAUUAAAUAAAAAAAUAACAAAUUGAUUUGUUAAAGUUAAAUUGAUUUUUAAGGUCUCUCUUUACAAAUUAAAUUUGUAACCAAUAGUACAAUGUGAGAGUUGAACAAGACGUACCAAGAUUUACGAUCCAUGCGUCACUCGAACGCUUGCCUCAGUUGGUUAGAAGGUUCGGACGGAACCCGAGAGGUCGCGGGUUCGAGUCCCGCAACGUUCAUAUAUUUUGGUUACAAAUUUAAUUUGUACAAUUAAUAAUUAAUCCCAGAAAUGACCGUAUGAUGUAGAAUUUAAUAAAUGUUAUAGUAUAUAUAUAAACAUUAUCUAUCAGUAGGGGCACUCAAAAUAUCUAACAAUUCCUAACAUUUGUUAGUAAGUACUAAUUAUUAGUGUUUGAAAAUGUUUGUAAACAUUUUUUAACUUCAGUAUAGCAGCACCAUUUUCAGUAGAAUAUGGCAACACUUUAUACGUUCAUAGAAAUAAAUUAAUUAAGUCUAGCUAGAGAGCCUGAUUAUUGAAUAUAAUACGAAAUAAAUCUAGCUAAGAUCAAUGUUAAAAUAUUAUAUUUGACAAGAAUAAAUUCAAUUUAAUAAAUUUCCAUAAAAACCAAAAAUUGUGCAUACAAUUUUUGGUUUUCUUGUGAUAUAAUAAUUCAAUAAUAUUUGAAUAUACAAUAAAAUUUAUAGUUCAUUUUAUAUUCAUAUUAACUGCAACUGUGUUCUAAAUACGACUCGAUCGUAACUGCCGAAAAAGACUUAUAAUUAUUAUUAUUAGCAUUAGGAUGGCAAUGUGUAAAAUAUUUGUGAUUGUCUAGAUUUUUAUGAGUACAAGAAAUCUUUAGGUUGAUUAAGAAAUCAUACAUAAAAUAUUUUACUUUACCCUACUUGUAGUGCAAAUUGUGUGUAUGAUUGAUAUCUUGUCGGUUUUAGGGCAAUGUAUGAAUGAGGUGAAUAGACAAGUUAGUUGUGCAAAUAUUAAGGCCUAUCGCAGAUGACACACAUUUUGUGCUAUUGAGUCUGCAGCACACAAAAAGGUCUGCAUUGCGCGCAAAAUGUUUGUGGCAGAUAUUAAACAGACUCAAAGCAAACGACGCGACGUACACUUUUGGUCAUUAAGUCGGCAGAACUGUAGGGAAGUACAGAUACGGUGUAUUAUUUCGUACUUGACAUAUAAAAAAGACGAAGAAAUAGAGAAUUUUGGGUUCAUCCUAGUCUUUCAGAAUGAUUAUUAAAGGGACUGUUUCAUAAUAAACAUUCAGUUCUAAAACUACAUCCAAAUAAAUUGGCACACUUCAUCCCACAAUUUUCUUUUUAAAUUUCUGUCAUGAUACUCUGCCAAAGAUGUAUGAUACAGUGCUGGUCUGUUUACUAUUUCUUGAAUCAACAUCGAUGUCUAGCGCCAUGAUACACGUCAAUCACUAGCAAGUGCAGACUACAGACUAAAGUGAGCGUCGUCUGCGUUAGCGCGUGUUGACGCGAACGUUAUAUAUUUUUUUGCGCACUUUUUGUAUGGCGCGGUCAGAUCUACGAGGAUAUUGUGCGUGUCAGACUUUUUGUGCGUCGUAUACUCCAUAUAAUUCUUUAUGUUUCAUUAUCACAGACUAAAAAGUGCGUCACGGAUAGUCUGUCGUCUGCGAUAGGCCUAAGAGGAAAUCUGCCGUGAUACCAAUUCUUAAGCAAUAAAUUGAUGUUUUAUGUAAAUUCAUACAAAAGUUAUUAUAUAUUAUUAUCUAUAAAUAACAACUUCAUUUUACAAAUUAUGCCUCCUAAGCCCAUGUAAGUUAUUAAGUGUACCUAUUAUUGUCCUGUUUAGGACACCAUAACUUGUAUUGCCAUAUAUUGCGGAUGGACUUUACAUAAUUAUUGCCGUGUUAAAUAUUUUUUUCGAAUUUUAUAUUGGUAUGUGUCCACUUAAUGAUAUAUUGUCAAGUGUUAAGAUACAAUUUCUUGUGAGGAGGCACAAUUUAUUGUUUUAUUCUUAAAUAUUUCCGUUAUUUUCAAAGGUUGCUUAGAAUUACAUUUAUUUUAAAUAAAUUUAAAUUGCGAUGAUUGAUGAUUGUACUUAUUAAAUAAUUAUUUUAUACAA